Molecule: messenger RNA, 1437 nt
Organism: Labrus bergylta (ballan wrasse)
Lineage: Eukaryota; Metazoa; Chordata; Actinopteri; Labriformes; Labridae
Product: ion channel TACAN
Biological process (GO): fat cell differentiation
Cellular component (GO): membrane
Source: RefSeq, a predicted model, not a curated record
UGCAAUAAAGCGUCUUUGGAGAUGUGACACACACCCUUAAGAGAAAUACUUGAACAUAACGUUAUGUGCGAGUCAUUUCUUGGUGGUUAAACAAUUAAAAAGCUUCACUGAGUUUUCUUUGAGGUAGUUCUGGGUAUGCUGCCAGGAUAGUGAAAGCUCUAGUGUUCAGAAAAUGGCCACAGGUCUAACAAACGUUCUUAAGGAGUGGAAAUGUCUCGAAGAAGACUAUCAACAACUUCAGGAGACCCACAGACUGUACUUACAGAAACUGGAUGAAAUUUCCAAACUACAAAAAAGCUGUUCUUCCUCCAUAAGCAAUCAGCGUAAAAGACUGAAAGAGGUGUCCCACUGUGUAAUAAAAAAAUGCAGCACAGGACCAUCUGACGAAGAUGAUAAGACACUGGAGGAAAUAAAGGCGAAAAUAAAGACACGACCAAAUUCUUUCUCUGAAAUGGAGGCUUGCCUUCCCAAGAAAAAUGGGCUGUACCUGAGUCUUGUUUUGGGAAAUGUGAAUGUCACCUUCCUCAGCAAGCAGUCAAAAUUUGGCUACAAAGACGAAUACGAGAAGUUCAAGCUGUACCUCACAGUGCUCCUGCUGCUUUUCUCCUUCAUGUGCUAUUUCUUUGUGAGCUACAGAUUUCUUGAUGCAAUACUCAAUUUCCUGCUGGUGUGGUACUACUGCACACUUACAAUCAGAGAGAGUAUCCUCAUUACCAACGGCUCCAGAAUCAAAGGCUGGUGGGUUUUCCACCACUAUGUCUCCGCAUUUUUGUCCGGUGUCAUGCUUACAUGGCCAGAUGGGAACCUGUAUAAGAUUUUCAGGAACCAGUUCCUCGCUUACUCCUUGUACCAAAGUUUUGUUCAGUGUCUGCAGUGCUAUUAUCAGAGCGGGUGUCUGUACAGAUUACGAGCUCUGGGAGAAAGACACAACAUGGAUCUGACCGUGGAGGGAUUUCAGUCGUGGAUGUGGAAAGGGCUGACAUUUCUUUUGCCCUUCCUGUUUUUUGGUCAUUUCUGGCAGCUCUUCAAUAGCGUGUCUCUCUUCAGAAUGGCUCAGCUCCCAGAUUGUAAGGAAUGGCAGGUCCUGAUGUGCGGUCUCUGCUUCCUUGUUCUGUUCAUGGGAAACUUCUCCACCACUGUUGCUGUGGUCCGUCAGAAGAUGAAGAGCAGGAGUCAGAAAAAGAGCCUCUGAUCCAAAAUAAUAAAAAUAAACAUCUCUACAAAAGGUGGUCUCACAUGGCCCUGUCAUUAUUAAUGUUCAUAUAAUCCUUAUUUGUGUCAACUGUUUCUGUUAUGUAAUUAUUCCAUCACAUUCUUAUUUAUCGACUGGAUAAAUCAACUUUGAAGGUUAAAUUAUUCUCCACAAUACUUUCAUGUAAAAUAAUCCUUACAGGAAGAGACGAAUAGCCUCGAAUAAAGUCUUCAAUUCUAGAGACA